Messenger RNA from Dipodomys ordii (Ord's kangaroo rat), 258 nucleotides. RefSeq names its product keratin-associated protein 7-1. Bases 1 to 258 code for a protein of 85 amino acids. Lineage: Eukaryota; Metazoa; Chordata; Mammalia; Rodentia; Heteromyidae. The transcript has a single exon. The record is from RefSeq and is a predicted model, not a curated record.
AUGACUCGCUAUUUCUGCUGCGGAAGUUACUUUCCAGGUUACCCCUGCUAUGGAACCAACUUCCACGGGAACUACAGAGCCACCCCCCUCAACUGCGUCAUUCCCCUGGGCUCUCCCCUGAACCACGGCUGCGCCUCCAUCUACAGCUCCCGGAACCACUGCUUUGGCGGUGGCAACUUCAACAACGGCUGUUGCUAUGGCAGUAGCUUUUACAGGCCCUGGGGGUCUGGCUCUGGCUUCGGCUACAGCACCUACUGA